AUGGCGAACGAUUCCGUCGUGAUUGUGCCCUCGGGCGAGCUCCCGUUCGACUUCGAGCUUAAGAAGCAGUGCUCUUCGGAGAUGACGUUGAAGAAUCCAACCGGGGACAAGAUGGCGUUCAAGGUGAAGACGACGUCGCCGAAGAAGUAUUGCGUCAAACCGAACACGGGGAUCAUCGAGCCCGGGGCCGAUAUCAAAGUGAUGGUGAUGAUGCAAGCCCAUCGCGAGAUACCGGCGGACUUCAACGCGUGCAAGGAUAAAUUUCUUGUUCAGGUCACCAAGAGUGGGGACUCGAAGGACGUGGCGGAGCUGUUUUCGCGAUCGGAUGCGAAGAUCGACGAGACUAGGCUUCGAGUGAAGUACGUUGCGAUCGGCAAGGGGGCCGAGGAGGUCACUCUGCCCGCGCCUCCGGCGAACGAAACCGCGGAGCAAGCGCAAGCGCGUCUCACGCGCGACGUGGCGCUUCUGUCCGCGCGAAACAAGGCUUUGACCAAUGACUUGAACUUGAUGAUGAAGCGGGGUGGUAAGAUUCAAAAGGGUUUCACGCUACUUCACAUUUUGCUCACGGCAAUCUUUGCCUUCGUUCUCGGUCGUUAUUUGUAA
Messenger RNA from Ostreococcus tauri, 603 nucleotides. Its product is annotated as PapD-like. The record is from RefSeq and is a predicted model, not a curated record. Gene Ontology annotation, cellular component: endoplasmic reticulum membrane; plasma membrane. The transcript is spliced from 2 exons. NCBI's taxonomy places the organism in Eukaryota, Viridiplantae, Chlorophyta, Mamiellophyceae, Mamiellales, Bathycoccaceae. Gene Ontology annotation, biological process: endoplasmic reticulum membrane organization. Bases 1 to 603 code for a protein of 200 amino acids.